This is a messenger RNA of Miscanthus lutarioriparius, 1710 nucleotides long. NCBI's taxonomy places the organism in Eukaryota, Viridiplantae, Streptophyta, Magnoliopsida, Poales, Poaceae. The record is from the annotation of a GenBank genome assembly.
AUGGAGGAAUAUUCAGAUAGGAGAUCAAAAGCAGAAAUUGCAUAUCACAGGAGGGGUUCCAGAUUGUCUUCCAGGAAUCAAAGUUCAGAAGAGAGGACUAAUCACAGCAUCGAUAAACCGGUAAGCAGCACUAGAUUCAAUCCUAUGAAAACACAAAUUGGCGAUAAUCAAGAAAGACCAAGAUAUGUACAUGAUUCAUUUAAAUCUUCAAGCUCAAAGGUGGCACCUGCAAGCUCUUCCAAAUUUCCACUUAGCAAGUUUGAGGAAAGGCGAAGACAACCUUUUGUGCCAGGGUUUGAUAUUGCUGAAAGUAGUAGAAGAAAGGCUGAUGCCAAGCGGCUAGAGGGUAGUAAGAAAAUUGUUGUAGACAACGAGAGUUCAGACACUCUGCAGGGUGAAUCAGAAGGUUUUACUACUGAUCAAGUACCUUAUCCAGAAGGCUCUCAUUUUACCGGUCAUUCAGGUGUUUCUGCACAUACAGUCAAGUCCUUGGUCCAAACUGCCUCACUAAGUUCUAGGACACAGACACAGAAACACAAAGAAGUAAACAUGGGUACUCCAGGAGCAUCUUCUUCAUCUCUGACUAAUGGGUCUACUAUACCCAGAAGUUCUAUCAUGGGUCUGAGGCCAGCUUAUGGUCAUGUUAGUGGAGGGCAGAUACGUGGGCUUAAAAACCUUGGUUGUACUUCAGUACCUGAUGCUCAGCCAUCAGGUUGCCCAUCUGAGUCUGUUAUUAGUAGGAGGUUUGAGUUCAUGAGAAAGAGGGCAUUUGACCAGGAAAGCUCUUCCAGAUCAAGGAACUUAAGUUUAGGUCAUUCACCUCCUACAGAUAUUCAUAGUACUGGUCACAGAAUCAGAAUGAAUGAACAAUCACUUUCUCAACAAAUACCACGAAGAAGCAGCAGAAACCAUCAGGAAUCGGCAGUUUCAGUUAGGAUGAGACGACCUUCUCCUCAUGCCACUAGGAUGAGUGUUCCUGAUGAAAGAGAAGAUGGCAUGCUUUCUCUGCAUGAAUCAUCCACAAGGAAUGUACAGCCAGCUCAGGAACAUCUUUCAUUGGAAGAAGUCUCCACUGAGAGUUCAAUGAGGCCAUUCUUUGUGGAAUUUGAUAAUAACAUUUUUUCAUCUAGUCGUCGUCAUUGCUCGAAUACUCGAGCUGAAAGGGGAAGACCAAGCUCCCUUUUUGAAGAAAGUCCUCGACAAAUGUUCCAUAGUCUCAUGGGGGAGAGAGAUAGUCACAGACACAUAACCAUGGAAGGAAUUACAGAGGUUUUGGUAGCAUUGGAGAGGAUUGAACAAGAAGCAGAGCUGACUUAUGAUCAAUUGCUGGUGCUGGAGACGAAUCUAUUUCUUGGUGCUUUUGCCUCCUAUGAUCGGCAUAGAGACAUGCGGAUGGAUAUUGAUAAUAUGUCUUAUGAGGAAUUAUUGGCCCUGGAGGAGAGAAUAGGCUCUGUAAGCACAGCUCUUUCAGAAGAGCAGUUCACAAAAUGCCUCAGAAGAAGCAUAUAUAGUCAAGUCGCUUCAGAUGUGAACAAAUCAACCGUUGAUGACAUGAAAUGCAGCAUAUGCCAGGAAGAGUACCUGGAGGGCGAAGAAGUUGGGAGGCUGCCGUGCGAGCACCGGUUCCAUGUGUGCUGCAUAGGCCAGUGGCUUGGGCAGAAGAACUGGUGUCCAGUAUGCAAAGCAUCUGCAGUGCCUUCCAAGGGCUAA